Messenger RNA from Pleurotus ostreatus (oyster mushroom), 480 nucleotides. It is a transcript of the gene CYN1, whose product is annotated as Cyanate hydratase. The record is from RefSeq and is a predicted model, not a curated record. Gene Ontology annotation, molecular function: cyanate hydratase activity; DNA binding. The coding region runs from base 1 to 480 and encodes 159 amino acids. NCBI's taxonomy places the organism in Eukaryota, Fungi, Basidiomycota, Agaricomycetes, Agaricales, Pleurotaceae. The transcript is spliced from 8 exons.
AUGUCAUCAGGCGUGCAAGUCCCUACAACUGCGAAUCUUCCACCUAUUAUUGCCCAACUAUUCGAGGGCAAAGCUCGUAAAGGCCUGACCUUUGACCAAAUCGCGAAGGAGCUUGGUAAGGACGAGAUAUGGGUCGCUUCCGCCUUCUAUGGGCAGGCCAAAUUCACUCCAGAUGAACUCAAGAAGGUCGCAGAAGUAGUCGGCGUCAAUACGGCGGAAUUAGUUCAAGACCUAGGAGACCACUGGUGGCCCAAUCGUGGGCUCGGACCCAUCCCUCCUACAGAUCCUGUUAUCUAUCGUUUGUACGAGGGCGUCUUGGUUUACGGACACGCCAUCAAAGCUGUGAUUCAUGAAAAGUUCGGCGAUGGAAUUAUGUCCAUGAUUGAUUGCAAGAUCAACGUUGACCGGAAGCCUGAUCCAAAAGGUGAUCGGGUCGUCCUGACGUUCGAUGGGAAGUUCUUGUCAUACGCGAAGUGGUGA